This is a messenger RNA of Trichomonas vaginalis G3, 516 nucleotides long. RefSeq lists its product as uncharacterized. NCBI's taxonomy places the organism in Eukaryota, Parabasalia, Trichomonadida, Trichomonadidae. The record is from RefSeq and is a predicted model, not a curated record. The coding region runs from base 1 to 516 and encodes 171 amino acids. The transcript has a single exon.
AUGUUUUUGUUCCUUUUAUCACUUAGCAUUUCUUCUCGUCAAAGUCUCAUCGAGCAGAUUAAAAGAGAACUCGAAUUAACAAAGCGCGAAAUGGCAAAAAUCAAAGAAAGCCCGAUUUUCCAAGUUGAAGAAGAUAUCCCAGAAGUUGCCAUCGAAGACGACAAAACAGUUCAAGAGAGCAACGCAGUCCAUUCAAUCGAUGUAAGAGUUGUCUCUGAUGAACAGGGUAACCUCUAUAAAUUAGUUCCUCUGACAGAAGAAGAAAUUUUAUACGUUAGGAAGGCUCAGCAAGAUCAAGCCAACCAGCAGUCACAAGUUAACCAACAAUCUCAAGUCAACGCAAGGCCAUUUCUUAACCAGCAAUCUCAAGUCAACCAAGAAGUUGUAGGUAACCAGCAAUCUCAGGUUAACCAACAAUCUCAAGUCAACGGAAUAUUUGGCAAGAAAAUCACGGACCGAAGAUAUCGUCCCCAGCCAAUUGAGCUUCAAAACAGAUUCUUAGCUAACCAAGUUUAA